AUGGGUACUCUAAAUGUGUCUCGCGUGCCUAUUGGUGGAUCAGUCACCGGAGCUGAAGUUCUCUUUUCAAGAAGCGGUGAGCAAACGAACCGAACAACCUGGCUGGAGGCUGAGAUUUGUGUCACGAAUUUAUCUUCAAACUUUUUCAUAGCGUUUGAAGCGAUUCGUGUCAACGGUCGCUUGUCAGAUAUCGCCAUCGAUGACGUUGGAUCUCAAGUGACUACAUAUAUCGCGUUAUUCGAAUGGUUUGGAUACGACCUUUCUAUUGGAGAUAUAGUGUAUGUAUCGGAGGGAGAGCAUCAUCGAUUCACGUGCAUGGUACCCGACUUAAGAACACCCGUCUCGCUCUCGUGGAUGCUAGGGGGACUUGAGAUUUCACCAGACAAAAACAACAAUCUCACAGAAAGCGACGGUUUCACCACUAGCACCAGUACUGUUGCAAUAACCAUUUCUGAGAGCAACCACGGGGAGCUACUGCAGUGCAUGGCGUUUGUUGCAGGGAUACAUCCCGUUGUGAACAUAUUCAUUACUCUUGAUGUGAAAGUUAAACCAAAGGCAUCUAAUAUGCUGUUGUAUGUUGCAAACUGGACUGGGAGCGAUGCUUCACCUGGUAUGGACGAGGGUAUGUUACAAUAUUUCAAGUGCGAGGUAGUGGACAUCAGGCCAGCAGCAAGUUUUGAGUGGUUCUUGGAUGGGGCUUCGCAGCGAAUUUCAAGCCCGUCUUUGUCUGAGGAAGACGAUUGGCUGGUUGACGUUUCAGACACGUGGUCAUUCACGCCCACAAGAGCCAAUCAUGGCCAAGAGGUGAAGUGCGUGGUAAACAACACGGAGUCAGAGGAACCGUUUCCAUCAAAGGUCCUCACAGUUCUCGUCAAUGGGCCACCGGACAUUCUGGCCAUUACUGGUUCCCCUACCAUGACAGCCAAUAAACCAAGCGUUUUGGUGUGCCGUGCAUACACGGGAUAUCCAGACAACUGGAAUCUGGCUUGGUCCAACGGUGACACACCUUUGACAGGUACCACAACCGUAUCUGCAUCAUGUGGCAGUGGAUUCAUGUUCACGAGUACCCUGGCUUUCACACCGAGGAGAGAAGACAAUGGAAACAACAUAACCUGCUCUGCACAAAAAACUUCUUGGACCCGCCCAACCGAAAUGGCAUGCUUUGGUCCCAUAGACGUUCAGUGUAAGUACAAGCCAACAAGACUGCCCUAUAAUGCUUCAUACUUUGGCAAUAGGGACAAAGGGAGUUUAUGA
Patiria miniata (bat star) is the source of this 1254-nucleotide messenger RNA. RefSeq lists its product as uncharacterized. The transcript has 5 exons. The coding region runs from base 1 to 1254 and encodes 417 amino acids. Lineage: Eukaryota; Metazoa; Echinodermata; Asteroidea; Valvatida; Asterinidae. Gene Ontology annotation, biological process: cell-cell adhesion. Gene Ontology annotation, cellular component: cell-cell junction. The record is from RefSeq and is a predicted model, not a curated record. Gene Ontology annotation, molecular function: cell adhesion molecule binding.